UAAAAGCAUUGUCCCGCCAUUUUGCGAAGCAUUCAAGUGACGACACUGUGGUGCGUGUGUGUGCCUAGCUCCGUCGUGUUGGUUUGAGUGUGCUUCGUUUUUUCCUUAUUUAUUCCGCAUCUUCAGCCAGAAAAUGCCAGCCACACGUUCCAGGCCCAGCACCGAGCAAGCUGAGGUGGUUUCUGAAGAGGUGAAGAAGGACGUCGAGUCGUCCCCAGUGAAGGAGAAAGUGGUGGAGACGAAAACGGAGGAGACCAAGCCUGCUGCCGAAGAGAAGGAAAAGGCCGACAGUGCAGAGGAAACUAAGGAAGAGCCAGAGAAGACUCCUGAGGAGGCCCCCAAAGCGAAUGGAGAAGCUGCUGCUGCUGCUGCCCCCGAGGGAGACAAGAAGGAGUCUGAUGCCACCACAGAGAAGGCUGAGAAGCACAAACUGGAGGAUGAGGUCAGCGGCACUCCUGAAAAGAAGGCAAAGGUAGAGGAGAGCAAGAAAGAGGAAGAGGCUGCUAAGGAAGCGCCCACAGAGGAGGCUGCGGCAUGAGAUGCCAAUCUUCGAGCAGCCAGCCGCCACAUCCACCAAGCGCGCAAAGACACAAGGACGGAAAGAGGAAAAGCUCCCUCUCCUUCAUCCCACCACCAUCCCUGUUCUCCACCACCACCACAUGUACGUGGGGACCAAGCAGUUCCCGAGACUACUAUUACCGCUGCCACCAACACCACUAUUCCUGCUUUAACUUAUGUUGGGACUGAUGUACAGACAUCCCCCUGCAUUGUGUAUUCUCCCCACCCAGUGGUAUCUUUCCCAUCCCCCUUUUUUUUUUCUGCUGUUUCUUCUCUGCGCCCUUUAUCCUUGUGCUGUCAAAAUUUGUUUUUGGAUAAGUUCACUUUCUUUUUUCUUUUUUUUUUUUUUUUUCGACAUACACACCACACAUACUGUCAUUUGUUGUGAAGAACUUAAUAUAGUUGGUUGUACAGUUUGUCAGGUUCCAAGAAUAAAUUUUUCUUCUCAUCGUCACAAAUUUUUGCCUGUGCUGCUUUUGGUGCGUGAAUGUACAAUGUGUGACUGGAGUGUGUUCGGUGGAAGUGAAAUCUUGUGCAGCGGUUGGAAUUAGGCUGUAUAUACCUUCUCUCUGGGAAAUGUUCUCUGCUGUAAAUUUUGCAGUUGUGCGAUUGUAAAGGCACUGGUUUGAGUUGACCUAUCAGAUGACGUGUAAUUUUUGUGUGGCUGUCAUUAGAUAAACCCAUGCUUAAGUUGUGUGCAGUGGUCAUUGUGCUUCGUCAUAUGCAUGCAUAGCAUGCGUCACUUGACAUUGUAAAGCCUGAAGUGCAAGCAUGUAGACAUUUACCUACACCACUUGUCAUUUGUUAGCUGAAGUGUUUUACUGAACCUUGUGAUUAGUCUAAUGUUAGGAAUAAUUUCACUUAUUCAACACUUAGUUGCUAAAGUUCAACAUAAUUUCAAAAUGGCAGUGGUAAUUCUUUUGAAUGCCGUUUGGCAUUGGAAUGGUUGUGAAGUUAAAUGUGUUCCAUUAUGAUGCAGAAAUGGGUGUUAUAUACAUUUGUACUCUGGUGGUUUGGGGAAGGUGUACUACGAUCUGUUUGAACCUUGAGAUCAGAACACUGCCAUAUCUUAAAUGUGACAAAAUGCACUUGCACUCCCGUGUGCUUUAGAAACAAUGCUGCCAAAGAAUCGGUUCCACUUUAAUUUAGGUCACUAGAAGUAUCAUUGCCACUCUUGUAAUAUUGGUCUGUCUUAAAAAUAUAAAAUGUCGUUAAGUAGCUUCAGUAUUCCAUGCAACACAUCUCAAUUUGCAAUCUGGUACCUUUUGCAUAUGACGAGUACUAAAAAUAUAGUGCAUAU
Molecule: messenger RNA, 1858 nt
Organism: Dermacentor silvarum
Lineage: Eukaryota; Metazoa; Arthropoda; Arachnida; Ixodida; Ixodidae
Product: brain acid soluble protein 1 homolog
Exons: 4
Coding region: 134-538 (134 amino acids)
Source: RefSeq, a predicted model, not a curated record